Messenger RNA from Vespa velutina, 962 nucleotides. Its product is annotated as trypsin-7-like. Gene Ontology annotation, biological process: proteolysis. The transcript is spliced from 2 exons. Gene Ontology annotation, molecular function: serine-type endopeptidase activity. The record is from RefSeq and is a predicted model, not a curated record. Bases 73 to 831 code for a protein of 252 amino acids. Lineage: Eukaryota; Metazoa; Arthropoda; Insecta; Hymenoptera; Vespidae.
CGCUAGAUCGAUGAUAAUCUUAUCUAUAAAUACCGGUGCAUUUCGUCAGUAUUAAGAGUUUCUUUAAUCAAGAUGGUUGUACUUUAUUUCAUAAGUUUGUCAAUUAUACUUUCUCUUGGAUCCUAUGGAGCCAAUUCAUUGGAGCCAAGAUUUGUUGGUAGCAGAGUGGUUUCCAUAAACGAUUAUCCUUAUCAAUUGAGCAUUUAUUUUGGACGAAAUGACGUAUGUGGAGCUUCUAUAAUUGCUCCAAAAUGGGCUAUCACUUCAGCCUACUGUUUAAAUUUCAAGAAUCCAAAGAUGGUGAAUCUUCGAGCUGGAAGCAAUGAAACUCAAAUUGGUGGUAGAGUUUAUAAAGUAUCCAAUUUCGUCAUACAUCCAAAAUAUAAUCGCAGUAGUCAUGAAUAUGACGUUGCUUUAUUGAAUUUGACGACGCCUUUCGUUUAUGGAAAAACUGUUAGGCCUAUUUCGAUAAUACAAGCUAACAAGAAUGUAGCAGGUGGCUCGCCAGCUGUCAUCACUGGUUGGGGUUAUAUUUCAAACUCUAGUCCAGCGUUCUCCCAAAUUCUUCGAAAAUUGGAUUUGCCAAUUCUCGAUUCUUUGCUUUGUAAAAAUUACUAUGGAAAUAAGUUCAACUCGAACACGAUGCUUUGCACAAAAGAUGAAAUAAAUAAGAAAGGCCUCUGUGCAUCUUCUGGUUAUCCAUUGACUGUGAACGGUACUUUGGUUGGCAUUUAUUCUACGGGAUAUGGAUGCACGAGUACACCAACAAUUUAUACGAAAUUGUCAGCACAACCUAUUCGAUCCUGGAUCAAAUCUGUUACACGCAUUUAAUAUUAAAAAAUUGUAUACAUUUAACUAAUGUAGACGUUUUACUUUGAUUAUUGAGUUUAAUCUUAAAUUCAUUAGCAGAUAUAAAUAAAAAUUAAAAUAAAGAAGAUUUUUUUUCAAAUGACAAAAAUAUA